Molecule: messenger RNA, 1907 nt
Organism: Sycon ciliatum
Lineage: Eukaryota; Metazoa; Porifera; Calcarea; Leucosolenida; Sycettidae
Exons: 4
Coding region: 1-1665 (554 amino acids)
Source: RefSeq, a predicted model, not a curated record
AUGCAUACUCCGGUCUGGCUAUUGGCUGGUUUGCUCCAGUUGCUAUGGCGGGUGGAAGCAGUGGAACAAGCAGCUACCCCCGUUCAUACCCGCAAGCAGCAGACAAGUGUAGCAAGUGGCUUGCCAGUUGUCUUUCUGGUCAAGACCUUCGCAGUUCUUCUCACCGAUGUGAACGCUUCUGUGACGAUGGAGUGCGCUUAUCGUUACCAACCCGACGCCAGCGUCGAGUGGAAAGUUCCAGUGGAUAUCAAGUCUCCCUACUGGACACAAGAACGUAUAUGGAUGAUGGAUAUCUCCGGAGCAAUGACGCGUGCCGUUCAAGCCCAGCUGACGAUAGAGCGUGUCCAGAGGGAAGACGCCGGUAAUUACAGGUGCGUUGUGACCGCCGGGUCCAAGUCUGCAGAGCGCGUCUCCGUGGCAACUGCGAUAGUGCAGCUGCAGGUAAGGCCUGAACAGCCCGAAGAUAUAGGCAGCACUGUGCAGUCGAGGAGGCAUGCCUCUCCACCGCCAUCACCCCCUGCCGUUUCUAUGGGCAGCAUCAUGAAAUGGAGCAAGCCUGUCUCUAUUCCUUCACUCCCCUCUGCCGUUUCCCCGUGGACUGCGUCUCCCCCGCCAUCGCCCGUUGUUGUCACCAACAGCAGCAGGCGGCCGGGGUCGGAGGAGAAGUCAAAGAGUUCGCUCUCGCCCGCCUACGCCGGCUUGGUGGCGGUGAUGUGCGUGCCGCUGGUCCUGUUGGCUGGGGGUCUGCUGGUGCGCUGUUGCCGAUCCCGGGCACGCUCAGCUGCCCGCGACAUCAUUCCCAUCACCAUCGGGUUGUCCAACCACAGCUGCAUCAUCCGAACGGACAGCCAAAACUCCUACGUCAGCGGCCAACAGGCGUCCCUGUUCGGCGGCAGCACCGCGCCGCCCUGCAGCGUGACCUCCGACAGACCCAGCAGCUUGGUAUUGCCUGGGAUUGGCGCACACAGAACACCCAGCGCCAGGAGCGGCAGCGACCAAACGUAUUGCACCAUCGAGGAGCCCAGCUCAUGCUUGGACAAUGCCCCCGGGAAUACCUAUCAAGAUAGCCCCAAUCCGCCGUCGUCAUCGUCGCAUACCAGAUCUUCACCCUGGCAUGGUGCCGUUAGCGGCAGGCAUCAUCUCAAGGACUCCAUACGUAGACGCAUAGCCAGCAUUGGCAGAGCCCUGGAGCUGCGACGGCACGCAACGGAGACCCCGCCGAUGCUUACUAGUAACAGCGAUGGCGGUGGCGGCAGCGGCGGUGGUGGUGGCAACAGCAGGGCGGGGCGCCUGUCCAUUCUGGAGCGCUCGCAGCUCAACUGGUUCCACACGGACGUGAUGGCAGCGACGACGAACGGCACCGCCAGCUCGGCAUGGGGCCAGCUUGACCCGUUCCCCUCAACCACCGUCACCACCACCACGACAUCCACGGAAGCUGCUGCUGCUACCGUCAGCAAACACCACCCACUGCCGUUGGAUGUGUCAGAAGAUGUGGAGGCUUUGCGAUCACCUUCUCCACAGCCGACGCUCCUUGUCUAUGAAAUACCCAUCGACGUUUUGCAGACCCCAAAAAGUAGUGGUGAGUGGGACGAAGUGGAUCAAGUCGCGGCACUGGUUUACGGCAACGCUGAGGAGUUGCCGAUAGGAGAGCCUCGCCUAGUUUAGCCUCGCUAUGUGUGUGGUGAGGUUUCGGGAGACGCCACAAGCAGUGCAGACAUGGUGCUGAUGAACAACAUGUGCGUGUGUGUGCAAGCUAUGCCCAUGCCCCGGGAUAGUGUAUGCACACCACCUGUGUGAUCGCUCUACCAUUAAGCAUGUGUGCGUGUGUGUGAAGGUGUGUACAGGUGCAGUUGUGUGUGUGUGUGUGUGUAUGUGUGUGUGCGUGUGUGUGCGUGUGUGUGUGUGUG